Molecule: messenger RNA, 1071 nt
Organism: Clarias gariepinus (North African catfish)
Lineage: Eukaryota; Metazoa; Chordata; Actinopteri; Siluriformes; Clariidae
Product: butyrophilin-like protein 9
Exons: 7
Coding region: 1-1071 (356 amino acids)
Biological process (GO): cell surface receptor signaling pathway; cellular response to lipopolysaccharide; immune response
Cellular component (GO): external side of plasma membrane
Source: RefSeq, a predicted model, not a curated record
AUGGAUUUGUCAAUGCUUUUUGUGUUCGUUUUUACUGCUGGGGUUGAUGGUCUCGAUGUCCAUGGCCCCACUGGUCCGGUUCUGGCCCAGCUACAAGGCUCAGUCCACCUGCCAUGCUUUAGUGAAAGCCCACUGCCUCUGGAAGGUCUGCAGGUGGAAUGGAGAAAGAUGGAUUCAAACUCUAUAGUAAGUCUCUUCAAGCAUGGAGAAAGCAGACAAGAUCUCCAGAGUCAGGAGUUUAGGAGCAGAGCUGACGUUUUCCUAGAUGAAAUAUUCAAAGGGAACUUCUCUAUCUUACUUAAAAAUAUGACAGAAAAAGACGCAGGAAUUUACAGAUGUCAAGUUACUACUUCCCAUAUCUCCAGUGAAGUCAUUAUGGAAAUUAAAGUCAUCAAGCAUUUUGUGGUGACAGGGGCAGACAGAUCUGUCUUUGCUCAUGAGGGUGAGGAUGUCAUACUGAACUGCUCUGUAGAUUCUCAUGUCCCAGUCAGUGAGAUAGAAGAAGUGACCUGGAAAAAAACUGACCAAGACCAAGACAUGCUUGUCCUGCUUUAUCAAUCCAGUCAGAUAUUUCCAGAGUCCUCACAUGAGCAAUACCAGGGAAGAGUGGAUUUAUUUCCUUCUGAAAUCCCCAAAGGGAACUUCUCCCUAAAGUUGACGGGUGUAAGGAUAGAAGAUAAAGGAGAAUUCAUGUGUGAGGUUCACAUUAGGAACAUGUCAGCACAUACCAUUGUGGUUCUGCAGGACGUAGGUUUCUCGGCACUUCAUAUAACAAUAUUGGUGUUGUGUUUGGUUUCACUGUUGCUUGCUAUAGGAUUGUGUGGUCCUGUUUUUAACCUUCUAAGAAAAAAAGACACUAGCAACAAAGCCAUGAAAAUGCACAUUUCUCUGAUCCUCUGUCCAAACAUCUGCAUAUUUGUUGCUUUUUGCUUGUGGUCAAAAGAAGGGCUUCUUGCUGAAGUCAUCACUUGUUCAACUAUCAGUAUCAUAAGACCCAUCAUGUUGCUAAAAACCUUUUUGUAUAUUGGCAGAUUACCACGUAAGAAAAACUUCUUAUUCUUUUUCAAAUAA